GGUCCACCUUUCUGAUGCUCCAUCCCACUACUCCCAGGACCCACCCAUGCGCUCCAAGGCCAAAAGGCUAUCGAGCAGAGUUGUGAUCAGGACGAGAGUGGGAACCGAACGUCAGUGGACCUGCGGAUACGAAGGACCCAGCACUCGGUGCUAUCACGGAAAUUUGUGGACGUCAUGACAGAAUACAACGAAGCGCAGAUCCUGUUUCGGGAGCGAAGCAAAGGCCGCAUCCAGCGCCAGCUAGAGAUCACUGGGAGGACCACCACAGACGAUGAGCUGGAGGAGAUGCUGGAGAGCGGGAAGCCGUCCAUCUUCAUCUCGGAUAUUAUAUCGGAUUCACAAAUUACUAGGCAAGCUCUCAACGAGAUCGAGUCACGUCACAAAGACAUCAUGAAGCUGGAGAGCAGCAUCCGAGAGCUACACGAGAUGUUCAUGAAUAUGGCCAUGUUUGUGGAGACCCAGACUCGGUCUCCUCCCGGACAGGACCCAGGGUGAAAUGGUCAACAACAUCGAGAGAAAUGUGAUGAAUGCUGCCGACUACGUCGAACACGCCAAGGAAGAAACCAAGAAAGCCAUCAAAUAUCAGAGCAAAGCCAGGCGG
Messenger RNA from Chionomys nivalis (European snow vole), 601 nucleotides. Its product is annotated as syntaxin-2-like. The record is from RefSeq and is a predicted model, not a curated record. Gene Ontology annotation, cellular component: SNARE complex; plasma membrane; presynaptic active zone membrane. Gene Ontology annotation, biological process: synaptic vesicle fusion to presynaptic active zone membrane; intracellular protein transport; exocytosis. NCBI's taxonomy places the organism in Eukaryota, Metazoa, Chordata, Mammalia, Rodentia, Cricetidae. The transcript is spliced from 7 exons. The coding region runs from base 175 to 495 and encodes 106 amino acids. Gene Ontology annotation, molecular function: SNAP receptor activity; SNARE binding.